Messenger RNA from Cajanus cajan (pigeon pea), 1568 nucleotides. Its product is annotated as hydroxyproline O-galactosyltransferase HPGT3. Lineage: Eukaryota; Viridiplantae; Streptophyta; Magnoliopsida; Fabales; Fabaceae. The record is from RefSeq and is a predicted model, not a curated record. Gene Ontology annotation, molecular function: galactosyltransferase activity. Gene Ontology annotation, cellular component: Golgi membrane.
GCGUUAUAUUACAGUAUCAGUUACGAAGGAAAUAAAAACUUGAAUUGAAAACAGAGUCAUUGUCUGUUAUCACCGAACAGUGAUCGAGUUUGCGAAGCGCACCGAUUGGAGAGCGUUCGUCGGAGAUGGAGACGUUGCCGACGACGAAGCGAGGAGGAGGGAGAUCGAAGCCCGUUCAGGCCUCGAAAUCGGCCCUCGUCAUGGCCUUCUUCUCGUGCGUCGCUUGGCUUUACGUCGCCGGAAGGUUAUGGCAAGACGCAGAGAACCGAAAUUUACUCGCUGGUCUUCUGAAGAAGAAUUCAGCUCAGAGGCCUAAGGUUCUUACAGUAGAGGAUAAGCUAAUGGUGCUAGGGUGCAGGGAUCUGGAGAGGAGGAUUGUGGAAGCAGAGAUGGAGUUGACAUUGGCUAAGAGCCAAGGGUACCUGAAGGGGCAGGGCCAGAAAAGUGGCUCUUCUUCUGAUCGUAGGCUGCUUGCUGUUAUUGGAGUGUAUACUGGAUUUGGAAGUCGAUUGAAGAGAAAUGUUUUCAGGGGGUCCUGGAUGCCCAAAGGUGAUGCCUUGAAAAAACUUGAAGAAAGAGGAGUGGUCAUACGUUUUGUUAUUGGUCGGAGUGCGAAUCGAGGUGAUAGCUUAGAUCGCAAUAUUGAUGAGGAAAAUCGCUCAACAAAGGAUUUCCUGAUUCUUGAAGGCCAUGAGGAAGCUCAAGAAGAGUUGCCUAAAAAAGUAAAAACCUUCUUUAGUACUGCAGUUCAGAACUGGGAUGCUGAUUUUUAUGUUAAAGUUGAAGAUAGCAUUGAUAUUGAUCUGGAGGGUUUAAUUGAACUUCUUGACCGUCGCCGUGGUCAGGAUGGGGCAUAUAUUGGAUGCAUGAAAUCAGGAGAAGUGAUAUCAGAAGAUGGAAAGCCAUGGUACGAACCUGAAUGGUGGAAAUUUGGGGAUGAAAAAUCGUAUUUCCGACAUGCGGCUGGUUCACUUGUUAUAAUUUCAAAGAAUUUGGCACAAUACAUUAAUAUAAACAGUGUAUCUUUGAAGACCUAUGCCUUUGAUGAUACAUCGUUGGGAUCAUGGAUGAUGGGCAUCCAAGCAACUUACAUAGAUGACAGUCGGCUUUGCUGCGGUAGUAUCAAUCAAGACAAGGUAUGCUCCUUGGCUUGAUUGGACGAUCACAAGCACAUCCCUUAUGCGGGAAACUCAUACACAAUUUGUCUGGAGAUCAGUGUCAGUUGAAGAUUGUUCUUUUCAGUUGCAAACUGCCUUGAAAACCACGCAGAUAAUAGCAAUAUAAUUCCUUUCUAGAUCUAGUAAUCUGUUCAUUCUUUUAGAUGUUAGCAGCGAAAUUGAAGGGGUAACUACAGAUUAACGGAGUUCAGCCAUUGGUGCCCAAUUGAUAUUUCCGGAAGUUUUUCUGUUAUUGUUUAUACAAAACAUCUGUUGAUGACAUAGUAUUGGAGAGCAAAAAAAAACCUAUAUACAAAAUAUUAAUGUAUUGAACCGCUGACGAGAAAAUUGUAGACUUUAUCAAGCUGAGGCAUGCAUUGAAAUUUUGCUGCAACACAAUUUUCUUUUUAU